This is a messenger RNA of Vanessa tameamea, 614 nucleotides long. RefSeq names its product small ribosomal subunit protein uS9 (gene RpS16). The record is from RefSeq and is a predicted model, not a curated record. The transcript is spliced from 5 exons. The coding region runs from base 61 to 516 and encodes 151 amino acids. Lineage: Eukaryota; Metazoa; Arthropoda; Insecta; Lepidoptera; Nymphalidae. Gene Ontology annotation, biological process: translation; maturation of SSU-rRNA from tricistronic rRNA transcript (SSU-rRNA, 5.8S rRNA, LSU-rRNA). Gene Ontology annotation, molecular function: RNA binding; structural constituent of ribosome. Gene Ontology annotation, cellular component: cytosolic small ribosomal subunit; ribosome.
UCUGUUGUCUCUAAAUAAGUUUGUGUAGUCUAUGCAAAAACUCAUUCUUUCUCUGUCAAAAUGGCUGCCGUGCAAGAAGCGAGACGCGAACCAAUUCAGGCCGUCCAAGUCUUCGGACGCAAGAAAACCGCAACAGCCGUAGCUUACUGCAAGCGCGGUCAUGGAGUACUUCGUGUAAACGGACGUCCGCUAGAUUUAGUGGAGCCCCGUCUACUUCAAUACAAAUUACAGGAGCCUAUCCUUCUGCUUGGCAAGGAAAAGUUCUCCGGUGUCGACAUCAGAGUCACUGUCAAGGGAGGUGGUCACGUCGCCCAGGUCUACGCCAUCAGACAAGCUAUUUCCAAGGCUCUUAUUGCCUUUUAUCAAAAAUAUGUAGAUGAAGCAUCAAAGAAGGAAAUCAAAGAUAUCCUCGUUCAAUACGACAGAAGUUUGUUGGUCGCUGACCCCAGGCGCUGCGAGCCCAAGAAAUUCGGUGGUCCAGGUGCUCGUGCCAGAUACCAGAAAUCUUACCGUUAACACCGCACCUUUCCGCACCGUGUGGUAUCGUAUUGGCUGCGCGUGGUCAUUACGAUAUCAUUGGGUGGUUUUAAAAAUAAAAAAAAAGUAAAACCAUA